AUGUCUUUCAAGGACGACUCCUUCCCUUCCUCCGGCGCCUUCGACGCUAUUCACCAGGCCCUGACUGCCAACGAAGCAGAGCGCAAGGACGCUAUCAAGAAGGGCGCCGGUCUCUACGCUUUCACUCUGACCAACUCCUCCGGCAAGCAAGCUUCAUGGCACAUUGAUCUCAAGAAGGAAGGGAAAGUUGGAACGGGUACUGGCGAGAAGCCCGAUGUCACCCUCGUUCUUUCCGACGAUGACUUUGCCAACCUCGUCUCCGGCAAGGCUAAUCCGCAACGGCUGUUCAUGGGCGGAAAGCUCAAGAUCAAGGGAAACGUGAUGAAGGCGACUAAGCUAGAUCCUAUCCUCAAGAAAGCCCAAACAAAGGCCAAGCUUUAA
Talaromyces atroroseus is the source of this 381-nucleotide messenger RNA. RefSeq lists its product as hypothetical. Bases 1 to 381 code for a protein of 126 amino acids. NCBI's taxonomy places the organism in Eukaryota, Fungi, Ascomycota, Eurotiomycetes, Eurotiales, Trichocomaceae. The transcript is spliced from 3 exons. The record is from RefSeq and is a predicted model, not a curated record. Gene Ontology annotation, cellular component: cytosol.